Diatraea saccharalis (sugarcane borer) is the source of this 3322-nucleotide messenger RNA. The record is from the annotation of a GenBank genome assembly. NCBI's taxonomy places the organism in Eukaryota, Metazoa, Arthropoda, Insecta, Lepidoptera, Crambidae.
GCUUUUAAUGUUUAUUAAAAAAAUUGCUUUAUAUUUAUUUAAUAUAUAUUGUGUAGUUUAUUGAUAUAAGUGUAACAUGACGCAUAACCAAUAAUAUAUUACUAGAAAAUAAAAACAAAUCUGGUAACAAUGGUUGAACAAUGUAAUAAUAUAGUGUGGAAGACAUAAUAGUGUAGAGAUAUCAGUAAAACAAUUUUGUGCCUGAAUGCCUGUUAUGGAAAAUAUAUAUCUCUUAAUUCUUAUCACAAUGGGAAUUCCUAGUGUAUCCUCGAGUAUUAAUUGAUAACAACUAUUAAUAAGCAACAGCAAAAUAUUUUUGUAUUUGUCUUCUUUAAACAAAUAAACCACAAUUUUAUAUUGAUUGUUAAAAGGUUAUUAGAUCAAUGUGACAAUAGGACUUUUACUGCAGCUUCUGUCGCCAGAUUGCAGCACUAGCACAUGUAGCAGUUUUUAUAAAUGUUAAACUUUAUUCACAGGGCAGUAAAUGAGCAUUAAUAAGUUCAUUGGAAUUUGGCUUUUUUAAUUCAUAAUGGGGAAGAUUCAAAUUUUCUCAAAUAAUCUAUCAUUGUUGCAUAAUUGGGUGUAACAAGAAAGGGAAUCAUUUAUUUCCAAACUAUAAACAUUAAAAAAAGGUUUGAGCUUUGUAUAUCAUUGCUUAUUGUUUUUUUUCCAAAUGUGAAAAAAACAAUAAGCUUGAGGUUGCAAAAAAUGACAUUAUACUAAUAUCACAUAUUGAUUUACUGAUAUUUUACCUACAUACAAUGAGACAGAAUUUUGUUUUACAUAAGUAGCCUGAUACAAAUAUGAGAAAAACGGAAAUAAUUCAAUAUAAGCCUGGAAUAUUUUUAAUCAAGUUUGUGAGCCAAUUACAAGAGACUAUAUUUAAGAAUCCAUCUCAUUUUAGCUACGGAAGGUAUAAAAAAAUUAUUAACACAACUUUUUUCACAAAUUUUGGUUUUGUUACUUAUAUUACUUUACUUAUAUUAUCAUAUGAAAAUUACUGAAAUCCAACUAAAAUAUUUACAGGAAAUAGUAAUUUUUAUUAAACUUUAUUUUUUACUUUUUUUGUAGUGGUAGUUUAAUAUGAUAAAAAUGUAAAGUAUUUCUGAGUGGAUUUCAAUGAUAUUUCGUAGAAUAUGUGUUUAACUCAAAAGUCAGCUUCAUAUAUUUCGUGUGAUAUUUUUGCUUCAUAAAUAAUUAUAAGGCUAUGCAAUAUCGAGUAUAUUGUAGUAAUAUCGAUUGAAGCCAUAUUUCAUUGUUAAUAUUAUUGUUUUUAACAAAUAUUUUAAAAAUAUUUAUUGUCCAUGUUUUUAUAAAAAUAUACUCAUAUUACCAAAUAUAAUAACUGAGAAUCGUAACUGAGAAGAGGGUAGGCAAUAUUGUACUUACAUUAGCUCCGUAUAAUUAUUCAAUAAAAAUUAUUUAAAGAUCAAAUAAACAAGUUUUUAUUAAUAAUAUAAAUAAAUUGUUAUCGAGAUUAUCAGUGACAUUAAUAACAGUGAAAAACUUAUCGACGCAAUAGUGAAAAUUAUUACUUUAUUGAUGUGAUGUGUCAAAUCAAUAGAAGAUUUUUGCUAAGCACGCAAAUAUGUGAAGUGUAUUGAUAUAGAAAGAAAGAAGAGUAAAUCUAAUAAAUAACUAACAACUGAGUUCCUCAAUACGAAAAAGGUUGGUGAAAUCAAUAUAAAACAAUCUUAACAAUUUUACAUAUCAGUGAUCUCCGGCAAAGAGCGACAUCUACCAAACUUCGCUAGAACUAUUACAAAUUGCCAAUAACCUGCCCACAAACAAUUAAACAACGUUGAACCAGCAAGAUUCGAAUAGUACCGAAGUUAACGAAAGAUGGCUAAUAUAUGUGCCGGUUGCAAGCAAAUAAUACAAGAUAGACGAUUCUUAAUAUGUUCACAAUGUCAACAGAAUUAUGACUUAGAAUGCGCAAAUGUAUCUCAAUCGCGCUUUUAUAAAACAAUGACAUCUGAACAUAAAUCGUCUUGGAAAUGUCCAUUAUGUUUUUCAAAGAAACCAAAAGGUGAUAAUGAAAAUACCCCAGUGAGACCAUUAAACGUCGUUAAAAAACCAGAAACCCGGCGUAUUACCAUAUCACCAAACCUUGAAGACGAUCGGCAAAAUGUUACCAUACGGAAGAGGUCACAGACACACAAUGAGAGCUCAAUACUCGACGAAAGCGACCUAACUAAUUCCCCACAAGGAAACACCUUACUGACAUUAAAUAGUACUGAGAAUAUCGAAAAUAAGCAAAACGAUAUAGCAAAUUUUGAUAAAACAGAUCGCAUCCACCUGGAUCAGAUAAAUUCGCUCAUUCAGUUUAACCUUCAACAAAACAAUACAUACAUAAUAUCUGAAAUACAAACCAUUAUCCAAAAAGAAAUUGAGAGAUCUUUUACGUUACUAAAACUGGAAACCAAAACAUGCAUCGAAAAUAUAGAUAAAAAGCAAUUCGAAUUGGAACAAAGAAUUAAAUCUCUCGAGGAGGAAUGCGCUUCGCUUCGAAAUGAAAUGAAAAUAACAUUGAACAAAAUUGAUAAUACAAAGAGAAGUAAAUUUUCAGAUGCUUUUUUCCAAAAUGAAAGAUUUUUGGUUUUACAUGGACUGUCAUUUUACGAUUGGGAAACAGAGUAUGACUUAACAGAAAGAGUAAAAAACGUUUUCUUUGAAAUACUGAAUAUAGAUUUAACAGGAUAUAUUGAAGAAUUAAGCUACAUAGGAAAAAAGGGACAUACAAGACCAAUUAAAAUUGAGUUGAUAAGCAAGAAAAUGAAAAAAUAUUUACUCGAAAAUUAUGCAUGGUUCAAAAACACUGGAUUGGGAAUAACAGAAUAUUUGGAUGAAACUACAUUACGUGAACGAAAACUAUUAAAGCAGGCCCUUAAAACUGCUAGACAAAGUGGACAACAAGCAACGAUACGAAAUAACAAGUUAAUCAUUAACGGACAGGAGAUUAAAAUGAAAACGAGUGACCUAAACUGUGAAAAUAAAAAUCAUACCUCACGAAUAUUGGAAGAAUGUAUUACAAGCAAACACACAGGCUCACACCACACCAGCAUGGUAUCGGCAACUCAAGAUAAUUUUUUUCGUGACAAAGUUUAAUUUGUUCUUUCAAAAUAUGAGAAGUGUUAACAAUAAGAGACAUUUACUUGAAGCAUUAAUCGCUGAAAAACCGUUUCUAGAUGUAUUAUGUUUAAGCGAAACAUGGUUAAAUAAUGAUAAGUUGAAAUUGCUCAAUAUUAACGGUUAUAACGUAGGUGCAUCAUACUGUCGAAAGUCACAUGAAGGGGGAGGGGUAUGUAUACUUCAAAAGAAC